Messenger RNA from Cajanus cajan (pigeon pea), 1713 nucleotides. Its product is annotated as xyloglucan-specific galacturonosyltransferase 1. NCBI's taxonomy places the organism in Eukaryota, Viridiplantae, Streptophyta, Magnoliopsida, Fabales, Fabaceae. The record is from RefSeq and is a predicted model, not a curated record. Gene Ontology annotation, molecular function: glycosyltransferase activity.
AUGGCAGUGUCUAUAUCCAGAAGAAGACCAAAAUCAUCUAAAAAACUUGAGGCUAAACAAUCUUACUUUGGCUUUACAAUCCUAUACAACUUUCUUAGUAGAAUUUCUGCUUUAGUCUUCCUUAUAAUCCUUAUCUACUUGUGGUCCUCCUUCUCCACCUUAAUAACAGGAAACAUCAUUCAUGUUUGCUUUUCCACAAGGAAGCUCAAUAGCCUCUAUUGUCUAUCUGCAGGUACACAUCCCUCCUUUGAAAUCCCAACUUCCACAAACAACAAUACUUCUAUUAUUACCCCUGGAAUUGGUCACGGUAAUGCAACAGAAACUGGUAAGUUUCCAAAUAUACCACGUCUGGUUACUACUAGAAAUAGAGUAGAUAUGAAUGAUAGAGACGAAAGGGUUGCAAGUGCUGUUAAGGUAGUGGAGGAACAAUUGCAGGUCCACCGAUCAUGGAGGUCAAACAAAAACUAUGCAACUUGUGAUGGUCAAGGAAUAUACGUAUAUGAUUUGCCAUCCAAGUUUAACAAAGACUUGGUGGGUCAAUGCCGUGACAUGGUUCCAUGGCAAAACUUCUGCGGCUAUUUGAGUAACGAGGGGUUGGGUGAGCCAAUAGCCAACCUUGGCAAAGGAUGGCAUAAGACUCACCAGUACUCACUGGAACUCAUUUUUCAUUCGAGGGUCUUGAAGCAUCCAUGCAGGGUUUAUGAUGAAAAGGGUGCAAAGUUGUUCUAUGUUCCAUUCUAUGGUGGUUUGGACAUCUUGAGAUGGCAUUUCAAGAACGUGUCAAACGAUGUCAAGGACAGUUUGGGUCUGGAAUUGGUCAAGUGGCUUGAGAGUCAAGGACCGUGGAAAAGGAACUCAGGUAAGGAUCAUGUGUUUGUGUUGGGCAAGAUUUCGUGGGAUUUUAGAAGAAGCAGUGAAACUCUUUGGGGUACUAGAUUGUUAGAGCUUGAGAAAAUGCAAAACCCCAUUAAGCUCUUGAUUGAACGCCAACCGUGGCAUGUGAAUGACAUUGGAAUUCCUCAUCCAACUAAUUUCCAUCCACAUUCAGGCAAUGAUGUAGUCUCUUGGCAAAUGAAAAUCAUGAGAUCAAAUCGCAAACACCUUGUUAGUUUUGCUGGGGCUGCACGUGCUGAUGCAGAAGAAAACAUAAGGUCAAUAUUAAUCAACCAAUGCACUUCUUUUGGUAAUGAUAAAUGUCAUUUUCUGAAUUGUAGUUCUUCAAAGUGUGAUGAGGCUGAGUCAGUAAUAGAACUUUUUGUGGAGUCUGAGUUCUGUUUGCAACCACCAGGGGAUAGUCCAACAAGAAAAUCUGUGUUUGACUCACUCAUAUCAGGUUGCAUCCCAGUUCUCUUUGAUCCUUUCACAGCCUAUUACCAAUAUCCCUGGCACUUACCCCAUGAUCAUGACAAGUACUCAGUGUUUAUGGACAAAAAAGAGGUGACACAAAUGAAUGUGAACAUUGUGGAGAGGCUAAGCAAUAUUUCGUUAAGAGAGAGGGAAAACAUGAGGAGGUAUAUUAUAUAUGAACUAUUGCCUGGAUUGUUAUAUGGGGAUUACAAUGCUGAGCUUGACAAGUUUCAGGACGCAUUUGCUAUUACAAUGAAUAAUCUGCUUGAGAGGGUUAGCAGAUUAGAUGAAGCACACAAGGAUUGACUCUCUUCUGUUUAUUUACAUUCAAUACCCUAUGUAGUGUUUUGAUUUCCUUUUUGCUCU